This is a messenger RNA of Penicillium mononematosum, 1293 nucleotides long. RefSeq names its product kinase domain-containing protein. The transcript is spliced from 2 exons. Gene Ontology annotation, molecular function: protein kinase activity; ATP binding. The coding region runs from base 1 to 1293 and encodes 430 amino acids. Gene Ontology annotation, biological process: protein phosphorylation; regulation of mRNA processing; spliceosomal complex assembly. Lineage: Eukaryota; Fungi; Ascomycota; Eurotiomycetes; Eurotiales; Aspergillaceae. The record is from RefSeq and is a predicted model, not a curated record.
AUGGAAGAGAUAUACCACCCUGAGCCAGAUGUUGAAUAUCUUGAGGACUAUGUGCCCGGCGGAUACCACCCAACUCUCAUCGGAGACACCUUUUGCAGUGGUCGCUACACCGUCGUUCACAAGCUUGGGUUUGGUGGAUAUUCAACAAUUUGGCUCGCCCGGGAUCAACAACACCAGCGCUACGUAUCGCUAAAGAUAUUGACUGCGAGAGAAUCGCCAGUCAGCCAUGAGGUGAAAAUCCUUCAAUACCUGAUGAAGAGCGGCCUUACCCAUGCUGGGAAGCGAUUCAUUCCGCCGCUGCUGGAUCAUUUCUCGUUUGAUGGUCCAAACGGACAUCAUCAGUGCUUGGUCGGAGCACCUGCUGCCGUUAGCAUCGCUAAGUCCAAGGAGGACAGCGGAAACUUUAUGUUCCCAGCGGACGCCUUUAGAUCUACUGCCGCCCAGCUGCAGUUAGGGUUGUCCUAUUGCAUGCGAACGGCAUAUGCCAUGGAGGCAGAUCUCCAUUUGCACAACUUUCUCUUACGUAUACCAGAUUUCGAUGGCCUAAGCACAGAUGAGCUAUACAAGCGCUUCGGCAAACCAUGCGAGGUUCCUAUCCCGCGAGUUGAUGGAAAGACUGGUGAACCUUACGCACCGCCGCAUGCCAUCUUUCCCCUGACCUUGAGCAUGCCCGCCAACAAGUUGGAUAAUCCCGAAAUCAUAAUAUCGGACUACGGGACGUACUUUAUUGUGUCACAGGUGCCUUCACCGACUCUCCACACCCCAUCCCUCUAUGCUCCACCAGAAGACUUUUUCGAUGAACCCAUCACUCAACCCACUGCAGCUGAUAUAUGGACCCUAGGUGUCAACUUGUAUGAGGUCUUGGGCGAGCGUCCACUAUUCGAAACAUUCGCCUGGGACCGAGAUGACAUUGUCGGCGGGAUGAUCAAUACGCUGGGCAAACCGCUCGUGAGAUGGUGGAACUCUUGGACUAACCGCUCCGAAUUCUUCGAGGAGGAUGGGUCAUGGGUCGCUGACUUCAGCCGCAUCAACACUCCCGUCUUCCGGCGUCUGCAUCAGCGCCUCUGGGACAUGGGCCGCGGCGAGACGGAGAAGACGUGCGAAUGGGACGUUGCAGGUGGUGAACUACAUGCGUUGGAGGACUUCCUCAGAGCCAUGAUGACGUUUGAACCUGCAGAACGACCCACAGCGGACCAACUCCUAGGGUCUGAGUAUAUGGCGAAGUGGGCGUUGCCCGCGUGGGAGAGGCAGAAAAUGCGGGAAAGCGCCCACCCUACUAAUGGGGGGCGUUAG